Symbiodinium sp. CCMP2592 is the source of this 2778-nucleotide messenger RNA. NCBI's taxonomy places the organism in Eukaryota, Dinophyceae, Suessiales, Symbiodiniaceae. The record is from the annotation of a GenBank genome assembly.
AUGCAUGUGGCCGGACUGAUUUUGCUGGCCGCACUGGCCUUUGCGGAUGGCAGCCGAGUUUAUACGCCGGGGAAUUCGGCCACGGCCCGGCGGAAGGCUCGACUCGCCGAGAUUGAAAAGUCCUUGUCUUCCAUGGCUUCGCUCCAGGCGCAGCAGGAGGAGCAGCUCGCCAAGACGGCGGAGCAGCUCGCCCAAACGAGAAAGCUCUUCCAGAUGUUGCUGGAGGCAGGUACACCCAAAGCAUCGGAAACGCACGCACGCAAAGAACUGUCAAUCCCAAUGCCGGAGAUCAUCGUGGGGAAAAUGGGCUUGGGAGACUUCGUGAGGGAGCACCAAGAUCAUAGUCAGAACCGGGUCUGGAACCAAAAGCACCAUCAACAGGACGAGGAUGCGGAAGCGACUGAGAAACCCAUCGUGGAGACGAGCGUGCCGCCUACAACGACCACCACAUCCAUCACCACCACGAGGGGGCGGCCUCCGGCCAUUUCUUUGAAAGAGGCUGCCAAGCGAGGUGACGUGGCGGCCCUCGCGCAGCACCUCCAGGCUGGUUCCGAUUUGAAUGCCGAACUGGACUAUGACGGAUAUAAAUUGGGAUGGACCGCGGCGCACUUUGCCGCGUAUAACGGCCACGCGGCGGCGCUGAAGUUCCUCCACCAGGCGGGCGCCAACCUGAGCGCGACAACCAUCUAUGCAAACACGCCGGCCUUCUUUUCAGCCCGGGAGGGGAAGGCAGAGGCGCUGGAGGCACUGGCCAAGGCUGGGGCCGACCUAGAGACGCCCGACAAUCAUGGACGGACCCCUGCGCACGCUGCCGCUUCCGACGGCCGCGUGGACGCGCUGCGGGUCCUCAUCCAGGCGGGCGCCAACCUGGAUGUGACAGACGAAUAUGGUGAAACGCCGGCCUACUUGGCAGCCAUGUUUAAUAGAGCAGAGGCGCUGGAGGCACUGGCCAAGGCGGGAGCCGACUUGCAGAAGACUACAGUUGGUGGAUGGACCCCUGCCCACGUGGCCGCUGGCAACGGCCAGGUGGACGCGCUGCGCGUCCUCAUCCAGGCCGGUGUCGACCUCAAUGCCAAGAACGAGAAGGGAGAUACACCGGCCGACGUAGCAGGCCAUGAGCAUCAUGAUGAGGCACGGAAGCUGAUGCUGGAGGCUGGGGGAAAACGAAGCAAAGAAUCGCCAAUCCUGGAUGAGGGAGAAGCCGAACGUGUCGGACACGAGCAGGACGAGGAUGCGGAAGCGACUGAGAAACCCAUCGCGGAGACGAGCGUGCCGCCUACUACGACCACCACAUCCAUCACCACCACGACGAGGGCGCAGCCUCCGGCCAUUUCUUUGAAAGAGGCUGCCAGGCGAGGCGACGUGGCGGCCCUCGCGCAGCACCGCCAGGCUGGUUCCGAUUUGAAUGCCAAAAUAGGUGACGGCUACUGCAAGGGAUGCACCGCAGCGCACUAUGCCGCGCAUUACGGCCACGCGGCGGCGCUGAAGUUCCUCCACGAGGCAGGAGCAGAUUUGAAUGCGACAAACGCGGAGGGCUGCACGCCGGCCUACGAAGCAGUCCGGGAGGGGAAAGUGGAGGCGCUGGAAGCACUGGCCAAGGCGGGAGCCGACCUGCAGAAGUCGAAAGAAGGAACGACACCGGCCCACUUGGCCGCUCGCAACGGUGACGUGGACCAGCUGCGGGUCCUAAUCCAGGCAGGUGUCGACCUCAAUGUCCUAGAUCGUGAUGGAAGAACACCGGCCGAGAAAGCAAAGGGUGAUGAAAAGGCACUGAAGUUGAUCCUGGAGGCUGGGGGCAUGAUUUCUUUGAUAACGGCAGCCGCGAAUGGCGACGUGGCGGCCCUCGCGCAGCACCGCCAGGCUGGUUCCAAUUUGAGUGCCGAAAUUGGGGGGCGCCGCUACUCCACGGGCUGGACCGCAGCGCACAUCGCCGCGUAUCACGGCCACGCGGCGGCGCUGAAGUUCCUCCACGAGGCAGGCGCCAACCUGGAUGCGACAGACGAAUAUGGUGAAACGCCGGCCCUCGUGGCAAGCAACAAGGGGAAAGCAGAGGCGCUGGAGUUCUUGGCCAAGGCGGGAGCCGACCUGCAGAAGCCGAAGACUUCUGGAUGGACCCCCGCCCACGCGGCCGCUUACUGGGGCCGCGUGGACGCGCUGCGCGUCCUCAUCCAGGCCGGUGUCGACCUCACUGCCAAGACCCAGAAGGGAGAUACACCGGCCGACGUAGCAGGCCAUGAGCAUUAUGAUCAGGCACGGAAGCUGAUCCUGGAGGCUGGAGGCACCGUUGCUUUGAAAGAGGCUGCGGCGCGAGGCGAAGUGGCGGCCCUCGCGCAGCACCUCCAGGCUGGUUCCGAUCUGAAUGCCAAUAUAGGUGACCGAUACCACAGAGGAUUUACCGCAGCGCACUAUGCCGCGUAUUAUGGCCAUGCGGCGGCGCUGAAGUUCCUCCAUGAGGCGGGCGCCAACCUGAACUUGCAGGCCGAAGGAUACUUCGAUGCUACACCGGCCUACAUGGCAGCCCAGGAGGGGAGAGCGGAGGCACUGGAGGCACUUGCCAAGGCGGGAGCCGACUUGCAGAAGACUGCAGUUGAUGGAUGGACCCCCGCCCACUCGGCCGCUUGCUGGGGCCGCGUGGACGCGCUGCGCGUCCUCAUCCAGGCCGGUGUCGACCUCAAUGCCAAGACCGCGAACGGGGAGAGACCGGCCGACCUCGCACGGAGUAAGGGUCACAACGAGGCACUGGAGGUGAUCCUGGAGGCUGGGGGCAAACGAAGUUAA